This is a messenger RNA of Daldinia vernicosa, 1332 nucleotides long. Its product is annotated as homoserine dehydrogenase-domain-containing protein. Gene Ontology annotation, molecular function: NADP binding; homoserine dehydrogenase activity; aspartate kinase activity. The record is from RefSeq and is a predicted model, not a curated record. NCBI's taxonomy places the organism in Eukaryota, Fungi, Ascomycota, Sordariomycetes, Xylariales, Hypoxylaceae. Gene Ontology annotation, biological process: L-homoserine biosynthetic process; aspartate family amino acid biosynthetic process. The coding region runs from base 67 to 1161 and encodes 364 amino acids. The transcript has 2 exons.
CCUACACAUUGAAAGCUUGCAAAAUACACAAUUUACUUUGAAGUAUAACCGUUGACUACUCACAAUAUGACGGCAACUAACAAAGUCUUUGUUGCUAUCAUCGGUGCUGGGGGGGUUGGCAAAUGCUUCCUUUCCCAAUUCGAGGCUUUGUCUAAAAGACGACCGACCCCUAAGCUGGAUCUCUGCUAUAUCUCGACCAGCAAGAAGGCUCUCUUCAAUGACAACUACUCUGUAGCUACCGAGAACGUCCUCCAAGAACUCGCCGCCUCGACUAAAUCGCCCUUGAAUUUGCCUCAGGUGGCCGAUUACCUAGCUGCGGCACCAUCAAAGGUCAUUCUUGUGGACAACACCAGCUCCCAAGACGUCGCGGAUACCUAUCCCCUCUUUUUAAGCCGUGGUAUUAGCAUCGUCACCCCGAACAAGAAGGCCUUUUCGGGUUCGUAUAAGCUAUGGCAGGAUAUCUUCACGGCUGCUGCUACGUCUGGAGCCAAGGUCUACCACGAAUCAUCUGUCGGAGCUGGUCUCCCUGUUAUCUCGACGCUCAAGGACCUUAUAGAGACUGGCGACGAAGUGACUAAGAUCGAAGGUGUGUUCAGCGGUACAAUGUCCUUCCUCUUCAACUCUUUUGCUCCGGUCGAGGGUUCUGGUGGCCAAUGGUCUGCCGAAGUCAAGCGAGCGAAGGAAUUGGGUUACACGGAACCAGACCCUCGGGACGAUCUAAACGGACUUGAUGUGGCGAGGAAGCUGACAAUACUUGCCCGAUUGGCGGGCCUCCCCGUCGAAUCCCCCACUUCAUUCCCCGUACAGAGCCUGAUCCCGAAGGAGCUGGAGUCAGUCGCUAGUGGAGACGAGUUCUUGCAGCGGUUGUCCGAGUUCGACUCUCAAAUGGAGGAAACCAAAUCCGCAGCGGAAAAACAAGGCAAAGUAGUAAGGUUCGUGGGCAGCAUUGAUGUGGGUGCAAACGCCGUCAAAGUCGGCCUCGAGACGUUCGACAAAUCGCACCCGAUCGCGGCCCUCAAAGGAAGCGACAACAUUAUUAGUUUCUACACCAAACGGUACGGCGCGAAUCCUCUAAUCAUACAAGGCGCUGGCGCCGGAGGAGAGGUGACGGCAAUGGGGGUCACCAGCGAUCUGAUCAAAGUCCUGUCCCAAAUCUCGUAGUCAAGGAAGAGAUACAAAAUUUUAUCUAUGUUCUAUUAAAUAUGGUUGUCGCAAUUAUGUUGUUGUAGAGGAACUACGUAUUUUUCGGGUUAGUCGCUCGCAUGAUCCGAGUAAAUGGUACGCCUCUGACUCGUAUUCGCGUUAGCAGCCAGAGCUGUUGCGGAGCCAAUG